This is a messenger RNA of Phytomonas sp. EM1, 1410 nucleotides long. The record is from the annotation of a GenBank genome assembly. NCBI's taxonomy places the organism in Eukaryota, Euglenozoa, Kinetoplastea, Trypanosomatida, Trypanosomatidae.
AUGCCCGGAAGGGAGAAAGGGAAACGCCUUAGUAAGCGCAGCAACCCCCUUGGUGAAGAUCUCCAUGUGGACCGCUUUGCCACUCUGAAGCGGCCCUUAGCUGCGGAUGAUGCUCUGGAAGAAGAUCCUGAGAAUAAUGAAUUUAUCAUAUCCAACCGCGCAACAAAACGAAUCCUCAAAGCAGCCAAGGCUCAACUAGAAAGCAUAUCAAGUGAGAUUGGCAAUGGGGAGAUUCUCAACGACGAUGGUAAUGAAGAAAAGGUGACAGCAACGGACGUUGGGUUGCGGGAGAUGCUUGAGGGUGCCACCUCAACGAGCGGCUACUUUCAGACCGAGGGGCAAGAAGACGACGAUCAAGAGGUGGAGCUAGAGUAUGAUGAUGCAGAAUCGAACAUGUCGGAAAUGCCGUCCGAGGUUCCUGAGAUGGCAGGCGACCUCUAUGGUAUCGAUGAAGAGGAAGCCCGCAUCCUGCAACGUUUUCAACCAAAAUCGCGAGUUCAAAAUCGCCAACUGGCUGACAUCAUCAUGGAACAUAUCAAGGAAAAGGAAUCGAGCAUUACUGCUGCUGCGCAGUCACAGUCUGCGGAUGUCUUGCAACACAAUGAGGAGGAUGGCGAAGAGCGAAUAGACCCGCGUGUUGCCCGUGUAUACACCGCGAUUGGCAGUGUCAUGAAGCGAUACACUUCCGGAAAAGUUCCGAAGGCAUUCAAAAUUUUGCCAAACGUAAAAAAUUGGGAACAGCUGCUCAUGCUUACGAAACCGGAUCAGUGGUCGCCGCACGCCACAUACCAAGCCACGCGCGUUUUUGCCGCCAACUUGAACGAGCGCAUGGCGCAACGCUUCUAUGCCUCUGUGCUGCUGCCCAUCGUCCAUGAUCACAUCAAGGAGAACCAUAAACUGCACCCGGCUUUGUACAUGGCGGUGCGGAAGGCGCUCUUCAAGCCUGUUGCCUUUUUCAAAGGGUUCCUCCUCCCACUGGCAACCGACGAGGAGUGCACACUGAAGGAAGCCUUGAUCGUGGCGAGCGUCCUGCAGCGCUCCCACCUCCCACCAGUGCCCACAGCCGUCACGAUAGUUAAGAUUUCACAACAACCCUUCUCGGGGCCCUGUGCAGUGUUUUUGCGCGUUCUCAUCGAUAAGAAAAUGGCGCUGCCAUAUCAAGCUAUUGACGCCCUGGUCUCCUACUUUCAUCGGUUCAUCCAGACACAUCGAAAAGAGGAGCCGCUCCCGGUGCUAUGGCAUCAGACGCUUCUUUCCUUCACGCAGCGCUACAAGAACGAUCUGCAGGUGGAACAACUGCAACUACUCUCUCAGGUGUGUGGCGUGCAUUUCCAUUACAUGAUCACACAAGAAAUCCGGAGGGAAAUAGCGGCCGCACUGCGCACCAAGGCGGUAUCUACGCAAUCAUGA